AGAAAAAAAAAGGGCCUCUUUUCCACACGACUGGACACGCUAAGACUAGCUUGACGGUUUUCCAUUCCCUCCCCAGCGAUUCGGCAGCUUUCUCGACUUUAUCUAACCCAAGGUAGCUUUUUCUGAUUCUCCUCCCCCUCUCCUCGGAGCUCUCCAAGCUCUAAUCAAAUCAAUCAAUCAAUCAAAUCCAACUACUGUCCUCCCCGAGGCCAGAUUCCAGCGGGGCUGGAGGCUUGUGUCGCUUUAGGAAGUUCCAAGCAGAGAAAGCAAGAAGUUAUUAUUAUUUUAUUUCCAGCUGCUCAUAGCUAAAACUACUACUACCAUGCGCUCCACCCGCCGUUAUAUAGGCGUCUCUCGUCCGCCGUGAUUUAUUGUUAACUCUUGGAAUAAUUGAACUCAACACAUCAGACAUAUAUCCAAUAUGCCUGGCUGGAAGACCGCCCUCGUGGGCUUUCUGGCUCUGGCUGGCCCCGCCUUCUCUCACUCCCACCACGAUAACGACGAGACUGAGACUGUUCCCGAAGAUCGACGCGCCGAGCUGCUUCACAAAUGGGAGCAGGAGUGGCCCUUCUCCGGUGUUGCCAGCUUCGCUCACAUGAAGCCCGUCAAGUGCUUGAUAGAGCCGGAUGAACGCUACGAUAUCGCUAUUAUCGGAGCUCCGUUUGAUACGGCCGUCAGCUACAGACCUGGCGCCCGCUUCGGUCCCCGCGCCAUCCGCGCAGCCAGCGCUCGUCAAAUGCCCGGAACGAGCUACAAUGCUCGCGCUGGUAUCAAUCCCUAUCUCUCCUGGGCUACGCUGAAGGACUGCGGCGAUAUUCCCGUGACGCCAUUCGACAACGGCCUCGCUGAGCGUCAGAUGUACGAAGCCUUCCUCGAACUGGGCAGUCGUCCCGCCCUCACGCCAGCCGACUCCAAGUACGGCACCAAGGGCAUCUCGGCCGGUAAGCCCAAGCUUCUGACGCUGGGCGGAGACCACAGCAUUGCUCUACCGGCCCUGCGCGCCCUGUACCAGAUCUACCAGAAACCCAUCACGGUGCUGCAUUUCGACGCCCAUCUCGAUACAUGGAACCCCGUCCGCUACGCUUCGUACUGGCUCUCGGACCAAUCGCGCUUCAACCAUGGUAGUUUCUUCCACAUCGCCAGCACCGAGGGUUUGAUUUCCAACACUACCUCCGCUCACGGCGGCAUCCGGACGCGUCUCACCGGCGCCGAUGAUAGCGACUACACCAACCCUGGGCCUGAGCAGGGCUUCAUGCGCGUCCACGCCGACGAUAUCGAUGACCUGGGCCCGGCCGGUGUGGCUAAGAAGCUCGUUGACCGUAUCGGUCUCGACCCCGAGCAGCCUGUCUACCUCUCCGUGGACAUCGACGUGCUCGACCCCGGCACCGCCCCUGGCACAGGCACUCCCGAACCCGGCGGCUGGACCACGCGUGAAUUCAUCCGCAUCCUGCGCGGCAUCGAGAAGCUCAACAUCGUCGGCGCCGAUAUCGUCGAAGUCAGCCCUAGCUACGAUAACAUGGGCGAGACCACCGCUCUCGCUGCGGCCCAGGUUGCCUUCGAGAUCAUCACCACCAUGGUCAAGGCUGGUGUGGGUGAAGAUCUCGGUGGAUGGUACGGCAACAAGGACAGCGAUGUCGAGGUCGAAACGGAAUCGAAGAAGCAGCAGAAGACGGAAUCUUCCUCCAAGGAUGAGCUCUAAAUGAGCCAUUUGCAGACCUCUCUGUGUCUGCAUGGUUUCGUCUUUUUCUUUUCUUUCUUCUCCUUUCCAUCUUUUGCAUCUUGUUUUGAUUUCCUUUUUUCGGUGCUCGGAAUGAGUGAGAAGUGUGUACCAUAGCAUAGUACAGGAUAGCAUAGCAUGAGUGCAUGACCCCCUCUAGCGAAUGAAUGAAACGAUCAUAUCUCACUGAAACUUCCCACCAUCUGGUCGUAUCCGUCAUAGGACUAGGUUAGGACUGCUCAGGACUUGGUUCUUUUCUAUAAACUUCGGAAUAUCCGUAAUACGCGAAUAUCAUAUCAUACUCCACCAGC
This is a messenger RNA of Paecilomyces variotii, 2028 nucleotides long. RefSeq names its product arginase family protein. The record is from RefSeq and is a predicted model, not a curated record. Lineage: Eukaryota; Fungi; Ascomycota; Eurotiomycetes; Eurotiales; Thermoascaceae. Bases 422 to 1699 code for a protein of 425 amino acids. Gene Ontology annotation, molecular function: metal ion binding; agmatinase activity. The transcript is spliced from 3 exons.